Bactrocera tryoni is the source of this 2296-nucleotide messenger RNA. RefSeq names its product alpha-methylacyl-CoA racemase (gene Amacr). Gene Ontology annotation, biological process: bile acid metabolic process. Gene Ontology annotation, molecular function: alpha-methylacyl-CoA racemase activity. The record is from RefSeq and is a predicted model, not a curated record. The transcript has 2 exons. Gene Ontology annotation, cellular component: mitochondrion. NCBI's taxonomy places the organism in Eukaryota, Metazoa, Arthropoda, Insecta, Diptera, Tephritidae. Bases 70 to 1188 code for a protein of 372 amino acids.
CUUGCAUCUCAGCAGUCGGAAAGGCAUAAUACAGGUGCAUAUGUUGAAUGUACCUUUACUUUGUAAAUAAUGCCCCUAAAAGAUGUGAUGGUUUUGGAAUUUGUGGGUCUCGCCCCAGGUCCUUUUUGCGGAAAAAUUCUGGCAGAUUUUGGCGCUUCUGUGUUGAGAAUUGAUAAGGUUUGGGAAAAUAACUUCGAUGUAAUGACACAUGGAAAGACGACUCUAAAUAUUAAUUUGAAAACAUCCGAAGGGCGGAAACUAGCACGAAAACUUGUUCAAGUUCAUGAUGUACUGAUUGACCCAUUUAGACCUGGUGUAUUAGAGAGUGUUGGCCUUGGUCCCCAUGUUUUGUGCAAGGAAAAUCCUAGGUUAAUAUACGCUCGUUUAACAGGUUUUGGCCAAUAUGGCCCCUUAGCAAAACGAGCAGGGCAUGACAUUAACUACCUUGCGAUUUCUGGUGUUUUAUCUAUGUUGCGUUCUCAUAAUAAUAGACCAACUCCACCUUUAAAUAUCUUGGCAGAUUUUGCUGGUGGAGGCUUACUAUGUGCAAUGGGAAUUUGUUUAGCGCUUUUAGAACGCCAUCGCUCUGGUUGCGGACAAAUAAUUGAUGCUUCAAUGUGUGAAGGAGUUGCUUAUUUAUCCUCUUGGUUAUUUUUGUCCCGUUCGCUUCCCAUAUGGAAGAGUCAAUCAGGUCAAAGCAUGUUGGAUGGAGGUGCUUAUUUUUAUGAUUUAUACGAAACGAAGGAUGGGAAAUAUAUGACAGUAGGAGCUUUGGAACCAAAGUUCUUCGAAUUUUUUAAAAGUAAUUUAGAAUUGCCUGAACUCUGUCAAUUUCCUGAAAAUCAAUAUGAAAAAGAUAUUACUAUAGAUUUAGUAAAACAAGCAUUUAAAAAAAAAACGCAAGCUGAGUGGUCGGAUAUAUUUGAAAAUAACGAUGCUUGUGUUUAUCCAGUUGUGGAAUGGGAAGAUGUAGCUCAGUACGGGCAUAAUAAAUUUCGUACAAACUUUCAGCGAUUGAAUAAUGUAUGGGUGCCUGUACCGUCCCCAAAACUGAGUAGAACCCCUGGAAACAUUAAAAGUAUGACUACUCAUUCAACAAAUGAAAAUGUUUUAAAAAAUAUGGAAUUGAGCAAAGGAAAUAUAAAAGAAGGCGAAUCACUGUUUCCGACCAAAAAAUCAAAAAUAUAAGUAAAUGUAUAUGGAAGAUUAUGUCAAUUGACAAUUUAAAAUAGCGUGACCAAAAGUGUUUUAUAAAAUCAAGAGUAAAAGCAAAAUAUAUAAGAUUUAGUACAUAAUUAAUUAUUGUUAAUCAGAAUGAAAAUGCAUGGAAUCUUUGGAUCCAAAGUUUUAAUAUACACUGUGUAUCGCCAACUUAGUACACCUUUAUCAGUCUAAGAGAAUUGCUUCUAGCAUUUUUGUUGUCAACUUGCUUUAUUGUUUUGUGAUUUUCUCAUCUUUCAAUCACUGAUAAAGAGAACAUGCGAUAAUAAUGUUCCAUUACAUGGUUUUUACUAUUAUAUUCUUUUUAAUCAUUAAUAAUGUUUUAUUUUUGCAUCACCUGGUUAACACGUGCAAUUUGAUUGCAUUUCUCUUCGGAGACUGAAUACGUACUUUCACCAAAUAUUAUGAUAUUGCUAAGUGCUCUAUUUUUUUAGUAUGGAAAGCAAUAAUCGAAGCUUAUAAAUAAAAAUUUACUGCUUCCAAUAAUUGAAAUAUCAGAAAACUGGCAGAAGUCGAAGAGUUAUAUGCAAUUUCUUUCUUAAUAAGUCACGAGUACGGGCGAAAUAAUGAAGGCGGAUUUCAAUAAACUGAUUUCCGAUGUUAACAAAAGAGCAAUCUCACGCAACUCUUCAAAGUGUGCUAUUGAAACUAUUAAAACAAAAGAAAUAAACACCAUAUAAGGUUCCCCGAAAGAGCACGAUGGCAUGGCUUUAAAGUCUGAUUGGCGCUAUAUUGUCUUUUUGGAUGAAAAAAUAAUGAGGGCCAAAGGAUAAUAUUACUAUUAUCUUUUUCUGAAGGAGCAACAUCAGUUGGAACGGCUUCACAAGUGCUAACGGUAUGACUUUGCCAUCUUUUAUAUAAUAUGUGUGAGCUGCAAUUUUUCAAAAGUAAUAAGAAUGCACCUGUACUGAAAACUACUUUUCUCCAUUUAAAACUUUUCGAACUUUGAUAGAGUGCCCGCGUGUUUAAGCCUUGGAUUGAAGAAUAAAACGAUAUUUAAUGCAGUUUCAACGUUACUUUACGGACAUAAAUGUAUUAGAAAUAUGUGGCGAUGGUUGAAUUAGUUGAUCGUAUG